CAGCAAUACCGUCCCUUCCAAGGUUAGCAGCUCUUCUCACCCCUAGCAUCUCUUGGGCAAAUCCUGCUGUAAUCCAGACAGGAUAAUCUUGAGCAACAGCCAUGGCCACGGAUGACGACUAUGUCUUCACUCGAGACCUCCUCGACAACAGCCGCCUCAACUUGAUGCAUUAUUUAUGGGUGAACGAUUUUGGGUACCUGAUUCACCCAAGAAUCCCUACCAAGGACGCCAACCUCAAAGUAGCGGAUAUCGGCUCCGGCACGGGAAUCUGGCUGCUGGAUGCACGGGACCGGCUCCCGAAAUCGUCCCAGCUCGUUGGCCUCGACAUCUCUUUUGAUGCAGCGCCGCCCCCCGAGGCUUUUCCUGCUAAUAUCACGUUUCAGAAGUGGGAUGUUCGUGAUCCUAUUCCUGACGAGUUUUGUUGCACCUUUGAUAUCAUCAAUGUCCGCUUCAUGGUAUUUGUCGUGCGCAAGGAAGAGGUUCCAUUGGUGGUAGAUAAAUUCAUCCAAAUGCUGAAACCGGGUGGCUUUCUGCAAUGGGUAGAGCCAGAUAACCAGACCGUGCACGGAGAACUCACUAAAUCAGUCAACAAAAAAACAAGCAUCGAAGAGCUCAUGAGCCUCCUGCAGUCCCAAGACCCGCGGCUGAACCCUAAGUGGGUACCUGAUCUUCCCGAUGUCUUCUCGGAUCGUGGUCUCUCAGACGUUGAUGCGGACGUGCAUACCACCCCGCCACAUUGGGGUUACUUAAUGCACGAGUGUGGCCUCAUCAUGCACGAACUCAUCGCGCGGAAGACCCAAAAUGAGCAUAUGGCGGCUGAACUGAAGAGGCUACUACCUCUGGCGGUGGAGGAAACAAAGAAGGGAGCUUACUUGGCCACUACCAAGUACGUUGUCACGGGAAGGAAAACUUGAAAGCAAUUUGGGGCAAAAUGGCUUGGGUUCAGUUUCCCGAGAAAUGUUUACCAUUCAAAUGUGCAGAUAUCUGGAAGUAUCUCGUUCAUUGUGGAUUAAGCUCUAAAACUGCUACAAAUUCCUCUUCA
Molecule: messenger RNA, 1042 nt
Organism: Diaporthe batatas
Lineage: Eukaryota; Fungi; Ascomycota; Sordariomycetes; Diaporthales; Diaporthaceae
Exons: 4
Coding region: 102-914 (270 amino acids)
Source: RefSeq, a predicted model, not a curated record